This is a messenger RNA of Cynara cardunculus var. scolymus (artichoke), 1929 nucleotides long. RefSeq names its product protein HOTHEAD-like. Bases 27 to 1769 code for a protein of 580 amino acids. NCBI's taxonomy places the organism in Eukaryota, Viridiplantae, Streptophyta, Magnoliopsida, Asterales, Asteraceae. Gene Ontology annotation, molecular function: flavin adenine dinucleotide binding; oxidoreductase activity, acting on CH-OH group of donors. The transcript has 5 exons. The record is from RefSeq and is a predicted model, not a curated record.
ACAAUCAUACACGACGUUCGCCGGCGAUGGUGCCAUUUUCAGGGUGGUGGCGAAUGGUGGCUGCUGUUCUCAAUGCAGCACUGCUCUUUCAUGGAGCUUCUUUUGCACAGACACCCACAGAUCCAGGUUACAGUUUCAUGCACCAAGCAACAACAGCUCCACCAGUUUCAUACUACGAUUACAUCAUCGUCGGCGGUGGCACCGCCGGCUGUCCGUUAGCCGCCACCCUCUCUCAGCAAUCCUCCGUCCUCCUCCUCGAACGUGGCGGUUCCCCUUACGGAAACACCAACAUCACCGACUUAUCUGCCUUCGGCGCCGCCCUCUCCGACCUCUCUCCGACCUCCCCAUCUCAACGAUUUGUCUCCACCGACGGCGUCGUCAACGCCCGUGCCCGUGUGCUCGGUGGCGGAAGCUGUUUAAACGCCGGAUUUUACUCACGUGCCGAUGCCGCUUACGUUAAACUUUCCGGCUGGGAUGCAGGAUUGGUGAACGAGUCGUACCGGUGGGUGGAGAAGGUGGUGGCGUUUCAGCCACCAUUGAAAAAGUGGCAGACCGCCGUGAGAGAUGGAUUGGUGGAGGCCGGAAUCUUGCCGUAUAAUGGUUUCACUUAUGAUCAUUUGUACGGGACGAAGGUUGGUGGAACGAUUUUUGAUAAUGAUGGGCAUAGACAUACGGCCGCCGAUUUGCUCCGGUACGCGAAACCGAGUGGACUCACUGUGUUACUGCAUGCACCGGUUCAUAAAAUAUUAUUCAACAUCCAAGGAGGAUCAAAGCCAAAAGCACAUGGUGUGUUAUUUGCAGAUGCAAAUGGGUUCAGUCACAGGGCAUACUUAAAGAGAGGGUCUAGUAAUGAAAUUAUAGUGUCUUCUGGGGCCCUAGGAAGCCCACAACUUCUAAUGUUAAGUGGAAUAGGCCCAAUAAAACAACUUAAGGCCCAUGACAUAACAGUGGUUUUGGACCAGCCCAUGGUGGGCGUGGGAAUGUCCGAUAACCCGAUGAAUGCUGUCUUCGUCCCCUCUCCUCAGCCCGUCGAGGUGUCUCUCAUCCAAGUUGUUGGUAUCACUCACAACGGAACCUAUAUCGAGUCUGCUUGUGGUGAAAACUUUGCCGGUGGAGCUCGAACUCAAGAUUAUGGAAUGUUUUCUCCACAGAUUGGACAACUUUCGACUGUGCCACCCAAACAAAGAACACAAGAAGCCAUAGACAAGGCAGUGGAGGACAUGAAAGCGCUCCCGCAAAGCGCUUUCGUUGGCGGGUUUAUCCUAGAGAAGAUCAUGGGCCCAAUCUCCACAGGCCAUAUUGAGCUUACAUCGCGAAACCCAAAUGACAACCCAACAGUCACAUUCAAUUAUUUUAAAGACCCUAGAGAUUUGCAACGAUGUGUUGACGGAAUCAAAAUCAUCGAGAAAGUAAUUGAAUCAAAGGCGUUUUCGUCGUUCCGAUUUGAUUCUCUCUCUAUCGUAGCUCUUCUCAACAUGACUGCCAGUUCACCCGUAAAUUUAUUGCCUAAACAUGCCAAUGCCUCAAGGUCUUUAGAACAGUUCUGUAGGGACACUGUGAUGACUAUAUGGCACUACCAUGGAGGGUGCCAGGUUGCUAGAGUAGUGAAUCGCGAUUAUAAGGUUAUUGGAGUAGACGCUCUUAGGGUCAUCGAUGGGUCAACUUUCCGUAAUUCUCCGGGAACAAAUCCUCAAGCCACCGUUAUGAUGUUAGGGAGGUACAUGGGGGUUAAGUUGUUGCGCGAGAGACUUGCAGCCAACGAAGCAUAAUGAUAUAAAAAAUAAUCUAUCUCGAAUUUUAAAAUUUGAGUUGUGUGAUUACCUGUUGCUUUUGAAGUGAAUAUUUUUUGUUUUGUUUUUUGGAGAAAAUAAUGUAAGAAAUAAUUAUUUAUUGCAAUGUUUAUCUAAUAAAUCGUGGUUUCGUUUCAAA